GCUGAGAGUAUCACACCCGUGAGUUCAAAACAAGCCUCAAAGUCUAUGGCACUGAAAAUAAUGAAGUAAAACUGAAUCAACAGUCAAAAUCAAGGGUUAUUGAAAGGAUUCCUGAAAGGACAACGAUCAGAGAUAGAGUCUAUCAAAGAUACUCUAAUCACCAUGGCAACCAACCAGCAAAAAGUUCUCAGGAGAUGCCAAUGCGGGUGGUCCAAUGUAACAACCUACCAAGGCCUCCGGAUACACCAAGGCAAGGCAAAGUGUGGAGGAUACGGCGAGGCGCUGACCUUUACAUCAUCCACAUUGCUGACCACACCAUCUCAGAACUGGACAGCACACAACUCUCUCACAGCACCCAGCAUCGUACACAAGCAGCGUGAGGAACCUGCUAGCCUGCGGCACCUGCAGCAGACCUACGGCAUCACGGGGAUUACCCUUCAGGAUGAGCCACCGCGGGGAACCCUCGGCAGUGACUGGACCAGGAGGGACGGGGGCCAGAGCCCAAGGGGUAAAGAGGCGUCAGCGACAACUGCCCAGCCACUGAGGAGUGUUCUGGAAGUGAGGAGGGAAAUUUACACUGAGGAGAGGGCCCAGAGUUAUGAUUCCACAGCAGCCCUGAAGGUGCUGACAAACAGUGAUGAGCUGGAAACACUUAAAAAAGAAAAUGGAUAUUUCAAAACCAGAUUUGAGGAUUACAAGGCAGCUAAUGAGAAGCUAACAGCAGCAAUGAAUACUUUGGAAAAACAGAAUGGAGAUUUGAAAAUCAGAUGCAAUGAACUGAAGGCAUCAAGGGAAAGUCUGACCACCGAAAACGAGACCUUGAAAAAGGAGAAUGAAAACCUUAAAUUCAGAGUUCAGGCAUAUCUGGCAAAAACUGCCCAGGUAAAAGAGCGAGACAGGAAAUUAAAGCAAGCACAGCAUCCAUGUAGGACCUGUGGCCAUUAUAUAACACGCAUGUACAAUGAAUUCCUGGCCAAUAAACCAGAGCAAGCUUAUACAACACCUUGCCAGCAGUGUGAUAAUGGAUUUGUGCAACUUUACCAUGAUUACCUGAAGGGAAAGCAACUGGAAAAUGACUACGAGCCACCCUGUGAGGAAUGUAAAGAAGAAUAUACAAAUCUGUGCUCCGAAAACUUUUAUAUAAGAUCUUCGGAAACAGAUGUUCAUCAAUCAUGUCAGGACUGUGGACACAAUUUCAAACAACUAGCAAAGAUCCUACAGAUUCCCACGGAAAAACAAUGUGAAAGAACUAGAGCCAAGACACCAUUGGAGGACACUACUCAUGACUCAUGCAGUGAAACAGAAUUGAGGGAAGAACUCAACCAACUCAAGCAAAAGGACUUUCCCAAAGCCCUGAAAUCCAUAACCUCACAGAAGAACAGCCAGGAGGGAAAGACCCUGAAGGUGAAAAUGCAGUGGACAUUUGAUAUAGCAAAACGGGACACAACGAAAAAACAAGAGGAGCUACAACACAUUUUCCCAGCAGAUGGCAAGAAGAAGACACCAGGUCAUCUGCAGCUUGCUUUCAACAAUCUCCAAACAGCUCUGUACAACUGCAGUGAAUCUUACCAUCGCAGUAUGAUUGAGGAGUUUAUAAAAGAUGAGCAGAAAGACGUCUCUGCUCUGCUGGUCAAGUGGUGCAGGCUGAGCUGUUUGAUGGUUCUGCACAACCCACCACUGCUGCCAAAGUGGGAUACAGAUGGGCUCCCUUAUAUCAAUUAAUCAAUACAUACAGAUAUUGUGAACAUCUGGAGAUUUGUUUGCAGAACCUGCACAGAAAAGCACAGUGAACAUUUAGAAGACACCAGCAGAUUUUACUCAGAUAAUCAAAAUAAUUUAAAGCAAUAUUAUACUGCAAAAGAUAUUGAAUACCAUAAAUUGAACUGCUUUGUGUGCUCUCUAUUUUUCUAAUAUCAGAUGUUGUUUACCGUAAAAACGACCCUAGUCCCAAUUGGGCUCAGACUCCUUUCACUGGCCAGGGGCCUCAUAUAUAAAAUGUUCUUACAGUAAGCACGCUGAAAACCAUCCCAACGCUCAGAUUUAUAAAACCCGUCUUUGACAUUGAAAAGUGCUUAUCUCCAUGUUAGGUUCCACCCUGAUGUACGCUAAAGACUAGACGCAGUUUAAUGUUCAUGGUUUGCUAAUGAGCCUAAGAAAGUAAACAAAAUGUGGGCCUAUAGUUUAUGUAUUCCAUAAUAUAAAACAGUUGACGUAGUAUAGUUUGUGUUCAUCAGUCUAAUAUUGACCGUAAAAUGUCCUAUUGUGCUCGUUUAGGGUAGGCUAUCUUAGAGUAAAACUAAAUUUCCACUCAUGAUAUACCCAGCUCCACAACAGAAAUGUGAUAUUUAAUGUCUAUAUAUGGCCAUCUUUUUAUAUAAUCUAUACACCACCAAGAGAUAGAAGUUAUCCUCUGAAUGCAGGACCUCAUAUCUUCAUAUUUAGAGUUGCGGCCGAGUUGCACAAGGAGUUACAGAAUGCACUUGCUUACUUCAUGACUGGUGGCAGUGCCCAAGAUCAGAUCACAAUAUGCGAUUUUGGAUAAUGUAGGCUAAAAUACAAAAUUAGAUAAAAGUAGACCUAAAGCAAACGAUACAGAACAAUGUUAAGGCCACUGGACAUUGAAAUAAACAAUUGCAAAGAUAUAAUAGCUUGAAUCACAACGUGCAGAAUGAAUGAGGAAGGACCAGCAAACUACUUCUACUCAGCCUACUAGUACAGCAAAAACAAAGCCUAUCCUAAAAUAAAUGUUAUUCCUACAUGACGUAUCACGCUUAUAAUUUAGUCCACUGUUUUGUAAGCUACAUCAGCACUACAAGACCAAUGGUCAUAUUGGAAACAUACUGUACUGUACCAUAACUUGGGCCUAAAAGAUUGUGCUAUAAUUACAGUCUAAUUAGAGUAGUAAUCAGAUGUAUGGCAAUAAGAGACCAGUAGAAAUAUAAUGCAUGAUGAGCUAGAGAUCUGUCCCUCAUAAGGGCGGCCUACUAUGUUCUACUACCAAAGUAGACUUACUAAAUAUCGAUUCUCCACAUUACUGCAAGCAGAAGGAAUGAAAGCAAGCAGAGGACAUUGGACAUGGAUGCAUAAGAUUUCCAGAAAACACUGCUUGGAAAACAUAGUUAAGCUACUGUAUUUCAGCUGACAGUGUAUGAACAUAGGCUAGUUAACCUCAGAUGGCAUAGGGUAGACCUAUACAAUGUAGCAAAAAUGACUGGGAACACAAAACUUGUGAACAUGAAAUGAACACAACAGAGGGCUUUUUUACGCCAAGGGUGCUGAGCGCUGUGAACGCAAAGGAUUUGUAUAUAGAAUAUAGCUGCUGUCAGUGCAAAAAACGUGAUUGGUGGACACCAAUUGGUGGUGCAUUAACUUUCACC
This is a messenger RNA of Sardina pilchardus (European sardine), 3377 nucleotides long. RefSeq lists its product as uncharacterized. NCBI's taxonomy places the organism in Eukaryota, Metazoa, Chordata, Actinopteri, Clupeiformes, Clupeidae. Bases 163 to 1722 code for a protein of 519 amino acids. The transcript is spliced from 21 exons. The record is from RefSeq and is a predicted model, not a curated record.